UAUUUAGUUUGUAUUGUCGUCUACAAAAUCAACCUAAUUUGUAGAAACUAAUUACUCCUUUUAACCUUAACGUGUCAAGUAAGUAUAAUUAGUCCAGUUUCAAAGCUUGGUUGUAUACAACAGUAACUUAUAGCUAACAGCGGCGAAUUGCUUUUUAAAUAUUUUAGGCAGUGGCUGCCGUUGAGGUGCCCGUUUGUUUGUUUAAACAAAUUACAGUUUUUAACUGCCUCAUGAUGUCGGAGGUCCGCAUUCGCCCGCGCCAAGUCCUCGUGCUGCUCAUCGUCUUCCUGGUGGUGCUGAUGAUGGUGCACCGGAAGCGCACCUGCCAGGGUCCAGAGUACCUGCAGGCCAUGUUUGUCCAGGCGGACACGUUACCCACGAUCUACGCCGUAACGCCGACGUACCCACGGCCCGCCCAGAAAGCGGAGCUGACCAGAUUGUCACACCUGUUUAUGCUGAUGCCGCACCUGCACUGGAUCAUCGUGGAGGACACGAACGCCACCACCUCGCUGGUGAGGAACCUGCUCAAGCGGUCUGGCCUGGAGAAGCGGUCCACGCAGCUAAACAUCAUUUGCGGCGCCUCAGAUCGCAAGGCCUGCCCGGCUUGAAUCAAC
This is a messenger RNA of Drosophila ficusphila, 614 nucleotides long. RefSeq names its product galactosylgalactosylxylosylprotein 3-beta-glucuronosyltransferase I-like. The transcript has 2 exons. The record is from RefSeq and is a predicted model, not a curated record. Gene Ontology annotation, molecular function: galactosylgalactosylxylosylprotein 3-beta-glucuronosyltransferase activity. Lineage: Eukaryota; Metazoa; Arthropoda; Insecta; Diptera; Drosophilidae. Gene Ontology annotation, biological process: carbohydrate metabolic process; chondroitin sulfate proteoglycan biosynthetic process. Gene Ontology annotation, cellular component: Golgi membrane. Bases 231 to 608 code for a protein of 125 amino acids.